GGCCAAUACAUUAUUUAGGGUUUCUUCGAAGCUAAAAGCAGCAAAAACCCACGAAGGAGAAGCUGCUCGUCAAGCGUAUCGAACAGGAUUUCAAAAACCCUAGUUGCAGCCGAAUAUGGCCGAUCAAGAUGAGUUUCGCUGCUUUAUUGGGAACCUAUCGUGGUCGACAUCGGACAGAGGUUUGAAGCAGGCAUUUGAAAAGUUUGGCCAUCUUGUGGAUGCAAAGGUUGUGGUCGACAAAUUUUCAGGCCGCUCGCGCGGGUUUGGAUUCGUCUCCUUCGACGACGAGCGCGACAUGGAAGAAGCCAUCAAGGCAAUGAACGGCAUGGAUCUCGAUGGCCGGUCCAUAACCGUCGAUCGGGCCCAGCUCAACCAGGGCUCGGGCCGGGACCGUGAUCCUAUGCCCCAAUGGCUAGCUAUUUUUCACCACUUUGGUGGAGCCGUGUCUGUGAAAUGUAGUGAUUAG
This is a messenger RNA of Striga asiatica, 466 nucleotides long. The record is from the annotation of a GenBank genome assembly. Lineage: Eukaryota; Viridiplantae; Streptophyta; Magnoliopsida; Lamiales; Orobanchaceae.